Molecule: messenger RNA, 1542 nt
Organism: Drosophila serrata
Lineage: Eukaryota; Metazoa; Arthropoda; Insecta; Diptera; Drosophilidae
Gene: Agpat1
Product: 1-Acylglycerol-3-phosphate O-acyltransferase 1
Biological process (GO): phosphatidic acid biosynthetic process
Cellular component (GO): membrane; endoplasmic reticulum
Molecular function (GO): 1-acylglycerol-3-phosphate O-acyltransferase activity
Source: RefSeq, a predicted model, not a curated record
AAUCGACUUCUUGGCAGCACUAAAACGAAAGUCGCGCGAACGCCGGUAACGGAACUCUUCCAACGGAACGCAGCGCAGCGCGUCGCGUCAACGUCGGCGUUUCCGUUUAUCCGUUUUGGCCGCAGAGCAGCAGCACAAACAAGCAAACCAGACGCAAGAACCGAAACGAAAGUGAAAAAGACCGCAAACUAGGAACCAUAAUAAUCAUAAUAAUCAUAAAAAAGGCAUACACACACAUUACACACACACCUAAAAAGACUGCAAUAUCUGCCUUAAAAAACCGAGGGAACGAAGGAGCCCAUCAUCAGUAUAGAGAUUGAUUCCAUCACGAUCCGGAUCCGUGGAUUAUCUAAAGGAGCAGCGAGUAGAUUUAAGGCAUCCUGGAAAGCUGGAAAGCUAUCACAAUGAGUUCGUUCAUCGAGCUGCUGGGAUUAUUCCUGGUGCUGAUGCUGCCAUUUCUCUACGAAACGAAUCAUAUAUUUCGUUAUUAUUUCAAAUUUUUAAUGUACUAUGGGAUUGUUUCGUUCAACUCGAUUGUCCUUAUACCGGCCUUCCUGACGCGUCCCUGCGAUGUCCGCAAUUUGCUCUGGGCCAGCACUUGGUGUCAUCGCAUUUCAACGCUUAUUGGUCUACGCUGGGAGCUGCGUGGCAAAGAACAUUUGGCCAAGGAUCAGGCCUGCAUCAUAGUGGCCAAUCAUCAGAGCUCCCUAGAUGUGCUGGGCAUGUUCGACAUCUGGCAUGUGAUGAACAAGUGCACGGUGGUGGCCAAACGUGAACUCUUUUAUGCCUGGCCCUUUGGUCUUGCCGCCUGGCUGGCGGGUUUAAUUUUCAUCGAUCGGGUGCGUGGUGAAAAGGCUCGGGAAACCCUCAACGAUGUGAAUCGUAGGAUCAAACAGCAACGCAUCAAAUUGUGGGUUUUCCCUGAGGGUACACGUCGCAAUACCGGCGAAUUGCAUCCAUUCAAAAAGGGUGCCUUUCACAUGGCCAUCGAUCAACAGAUACCGAUUUUACCGGUUGUCUUCAGCUCUUAUGGGACAUUCCUCAAUGACAAGAAGAAAAUAUUGAAUGCAGGACGCAUUGUGAUCACCACACUGCCGCCGGUUAGCACGGAGGGACUCACCAAGGAUGACAUCGAUGUUCUAAUGGAUCGUGUUAGGACACAAAUGAGUGAUACCUUCAGGUUGACCUCGGCGGAGGCAUUGCAACGUUACAAGCCAAUGAUGAAGGGAAGCACCAACAGCAGUAGUAGUAAUAGUAAUAGCAAUAAUAGUAAUAGUAUGGCAGCAACAACGAUUCCACCAGUGGCAGAUGUUGCAGUGGCCGCUGUGGCAAGCAGGAGCAGUGCCGGGAGCAGCAGCACCAGUUCUCCAUAUGGACAGGCAACGGGUUAUGGCAAGGCCAGCAUGCUCAAGACGUUGUAGGGCUUCACACACUCCCAAAAUCACUCAACUCAACACACACACAUCCAAAGAACACACCAUUGCAAUGUUGUUAGUUUACAAUUUUAAAAAAGAAGAAGAAAAAACGGAGAAAACUAAAUUA